ACACACACACACCUCCAUGCACAGUGUUGCUGCAAACUCUCCACAGGAAACUCUGAGCCAUAAUGCGAAGGCACCUCAGAGCAGACGGGUGCAUUGCUCAAACCUAGUGGGAUACGGCGCAGCUUUGAUAGCGCGUUAAUUACUCAUGUGAUGUGAUACAGAUGUCUGGGGGGCUUCAGCUGAAAGUUUGCCUGACGGUUUCCAAGGGGGCCAGGCAGGCGUUUUAGAAGCGCUGUGAAAAACGGAGGCAGCCUUCCAGCGAUCAAAUAAAAGUGCUCAAUAAUGGGGACCACAGCUCAGCUGCUCAUGCUAAUGGCCUGUUUGGCAGCCAGAGGAAUGUGCCAGAUAAAGGAGGCCGAGGACCCUCUGCAUGCCGUCCUGGUCCACUCCACCCUGCAGUCGGUUGGUUUCCACAGCACCGUCAGUCCCACAGGAACCGCUCUCCCUCCGUUCGUCUCAGGAGCCCGGGCUCAAGCUUUGGAAUCCGGCUCUGCUAACGCCACGGUCCUGAAGCAGCCGGUGCGACCCCCAAAGUGCCUUGUGAACCCCUCAAUUAGCAACUAUUUUAAGUACAUCAACACUGUCAUUUCUAUUAUCGUCUUUGUGGUGGGCCUGGUGGGAAACGCCACCCUGCUGAGGAUUAUUUACCAACAUAAGUGUAUGAGGAACGGCCCCAACGCCCUCAUCGCCAGCCUCGCCCUGGGUGACCUUAUCUACAUCUUCAUUGACAUACCGAUCAACGUGUACAAGCUCCUGGCGUCCCGUUUCCCCUUCGAUGACCACUGGUUCGGCCUGUGCCUGUGCAAGCUGGUGCCUUUCCUGCAGAAGGCCUCCGUUGGCAUCACAGUGCUGAACUUGUGUGCCCUCAGUGUGGACAGGUACCGAGCUGUGGCUUCCUGGAGCCGAGUGCAGGGGGUGGGCAUCCCUUUGCUCACCGUCAUCGAGAUCGUGUCCAUCUGGGUGCUGUCUCUGAUCCUGGCAGUGCCUGAGGCUGUCUGCUUCGACAUGGUCUCCUUCAACUACAGUAACAACACCAUGCGCACCUGCAUGCUCAACCCGACCAACAGCUUCAUGGUGUUCUACAGAGAUGCAAAGGACUGGUGGCUGUUUGGUUUUUACUUUUGUGUCCCACUUACCUGCACCGCCAUCUUCUACACUCUGAUGACCUGCGAGAUGCUAAACCACCGCAACGGCAGCCUUCGUAUCGCACUCAGUGAACACCUCAAACAGAGAAGGGAGGUGGCCAAAGCCGUCUUCUGCCUUGUCCUGAUCUUUGCCCUCUGUUGGUUCCCUUUGCACCUCAGCAGGAUUCUCAAGAAGAUGGUUUACCGCCAGAAUGACAACAUGCGCUGUGAGCUUCUCAAUUUCCUUUUGGUCUUGGAUUACCUGAGCAUCAAUCUGGCAACAAUCAACUCCUGCAUAAAUCCCAUCAUUCUUUACUUUGUCAGCAAGAAGUUCAAAAACUGCUUCAAGUCGUGUUUGUGUUGCUGGUGUUACUCCGACAACCAGCUGAACAGCAUCGGACUCGUGAAUGGUACCAGUGUCCAGUGCAAAAGCCCAGAACCCAACAACCUCAACACUGACAAGAGUAUCAGGAAGGACAGCAACUGAUGGAGAUUAAAACCAACAACAACAUGAGGCUCAUCAAUAUAAACAGACUCAUAUUGAAGCUACAGAUCCGUCUGGAAGAAAACUAAGUGGAACUGGAAUAAAAGAAACCAACCAAGGACUGGGUUUCCUUAAUCUCACAGCGGGCCAAGCUUUCUGAGAAAAUCCCCCCACACCCCCAUACAACCACACACACACGGUUCCCACACCCCCAGAUAGUGACAUAGUAGCCUGAGAGGAAGGGAAGGGUGAGGAGGAUGAUGGGGAGUAUUCUUUGAAGGGAUGCAGCUGAACUCUAAAAAUGAAUCAGAAGCAGAGCGUGUUUGUUUCUGGAAACACCAGGAAGGAUGCAGCGAGAGAAAGGCCCAAGGGCCGGCUGGCUGCAAGGAGACACAUCUACAAGCUGUUCCCAGAAGUCUGCUACGCACUGGGAUUAAUCACCCCACAAGCAUGUUACUGACUCCAACCACAAUAAUUAUUAAGACUGAAGGUUCGGCUUUUAUUUGACCCAUGCUCACUUAGCUGGAACCACACUGUUUGCUUUUUCUGAUCCUUCUAGACAUUGGCAAAAAUAAACAGUGGAGGAGCGAAAAUCAGGUUAAACGUGGGCAAAGACCUUUGUUAAAUACAGGUAAAGUAUUACAAGAUUUUGUGGAGUUAAGAAUGAACAGUGGUAACAGUUACAAACCUGCUUUUUCAAAGCACUUGUAAGCGCUAGUUAAACGACGUGUGUUAUUACUUCUACCAUGUCUCGUUUUAGAUUGUUUUCGAGAUUUUAACUGACAGAUAUAUACAGUUCUAUAUCCAAAUAUCAAUAAAUAUGUGAGAAAACUACAUGGAACCAAAAAGAGUAUGCAGGUGAAAGUUGUUUAUUAUGAAAUUGGCAACAUUUCCAGUUUGGAUGUGAGAAAAUGGAUAAAAUACUGCAAUGGAGCAGUGGGGAAAGGAAGUCAGAAGCAUAGAGAUCUAACUAACAGGCACCAUACAGAGAAAUUUAAAAACACUCACCCCAUGAGCAAAUAGCUACUUAUAAUUAAAAUUGUGAGUCAAGAAACUAGAUGACCAACUGCAGGAUGACUCCUUUAUAUUAGCUAGACUUGCUCUGGCUGUGUGAAACAGCAACAGUUCAAUUAUGGAGACAAAUUUGUUCCAACAUUACUGAAAGAAAAAAAAACAAGCUUCAAAAAUAGAUCUAAAAAAUGAAUUUUAAAAAUAGAACUUAAAAAUAUUCUUAAGUAAAGAAAAAAAGGCCUUGUAGGGUUCUUUUAUAAUUUGUAUGCAAAUGUUUAACCACUUUUUUAAAGGUUUGUUAUUUUUUCAGCUUUGAUUUUCCUAGUUUUCGGUUCUUAAAAUAAAAAAAGCUAUUUUUUUUUUUUUUUAAUAUUACUUUUUUUCAAACUUUUUUGAUUUAAAGUUUUCAGUUUAUUUAGGUUUUAGUUUAUAAAUUGGUGGGGGGGUUCAACUUUUGCAUACAUGUUAUGAAGGACUGUCAAAAACACUUGAGAUUGAAUUUUAAGAAUUACAUUUCUGUAAAAACAGCUAAAAUAUAAAUAGCUAAAAAUAUUGGUUGAACUUUUGUAUACACAUAAAGUUUACUCAAAAUCUUUUAUUUCAUUAUGAAAUUUUUCAAGGUUCAAUUUCAUAAACACAUUUCUUUCAAAUUUCCUUUUUCAAAUUUCUACAUUUCUAUGCUUUCAAUAGUAUUUAUAGAAAUUUUUUCAUCAUAUUUAAGUUAUACUUUUUCCCACCAAUUAAUCAUCAGUUUAGCUGUAGCUUCAACAAAAAGGACACCAUUUGUAAGGACACCUGUCCAUUUACUAAAUGUCCCACCGAGCUAAUGUUUGACAUUUGGUGGCUCAAAGAGUGGUCUGCAAGAAAAAAAUACCUCACACCCUAAUGAAUUAAAACUUGUCACUUCUGCAGCCAAUUAUCUGGUUAAAAAGAAAGAGAAAAUAUUUUUGACAAAUGCAAAUUAAUGCAAAGUGCAAAAUAAUUUUAUUUCAUGAUGCAAACCACAGACAUCAUUAUGAUAGUAUCUUAAUGAUAAAACGAUAAAAGUGAAGAUAGUAUAACUCCUUAUUACAUCUUUCUCAGGUAGCUGUAUAGUGGUGACUCUCAUACAUUGCUCUCUAAAACUAUAAAAAAUUAGAAAGGCUUCUUCAGGACAGCAGUUACAUAAAAAUAAUUACAUAAUAAUCUCAUUUAAUCUUCAAGUGUGCCAAUCCCUUGGAAAAAAUAAAAAAUUAAUUCUGACAACUGUCCCAUUUUUCUGAGUUUUUAAACCAUCAUUAAUUCCCAUUUACUGUUUAGAUCAGUGGUUGCCAACCUUUUUUGACUUGUGUACCCCUUAUGCCAUAUUAUCAUACCAAGAGUUUCCCCCCUUGGUCUAACAUGCUAUUUUACAUAAAUAGAAUGUACAGCUGAUUAUAAAAGGAAAAAUAUUUAUUUAAUGUCCCUAACUUGGAAAUGUAUUACUCAAACAUGUCAUUCUUUUCAAUUAGAAUAAAAAAAUAACAGAAAUAUGUUGCCUGAAAAGUAAAUAUGUACUGAAAUAUUUGCAAAAUCAAAUUAAGUUACAAAAACCAGAGCUCUUCUGAAUAAGUCCCCUAUAUACACAUCCAAAGUUAGCAAGUCAAGAAAAAAAAUGAAAUAAGAUUUAGAUUUACUGUCAUUUUUACUUUGUGUUCAUCGUUCACUGUGUUGAUGAAACAGCUGACCUUCUCCUGAAUCAGCAGCAAAGGGAUGUUUUACACAUUUAUCCUCGAAUGUAGCUUCUUUGGUGCGUUCUUCACUUGUGACCUUUGUCUUUGCCCCCGUCUUCCUGCUUUCACUAUUAGAGAAGUAGUGCAGGUGCACAGCAACGAUACCCACUCUAGUUUUCAAUGAAAAUAUUGAUGAGGACAUUUUUUUUUUUUAUCUUUUUGAUUGAUAAAUUCUUGGUUUAUUUUGCAUUUAAGUCCUUACAAAUCAAAACCCAUCCCAGCCCUAUUUUAUUGUAUUUCUUUACCUGGGGAGUAAAAUAUUAGAUAUUUUCACGUACCUUGUAAUGCAUUGGCAGACCACUAGGGGUACUAGUACCACUGGUUGGGAGUCACUGGUUUAGAUGAUGACUCCUACACAAAUAAACAACCCUCUCGGCCGCCUUGAUUGUCUUUCUGCUGCCAAAUCAGUGGAUCUUAUGACCACAGCUGCCAACUUUGGGUUGUUCCUUUCCUUCAAUCAAUCAGUGUUUGAACAGAGAAACUACACCAAUUGUCCUGCAAAAAAAAGGAAAGUUUAAGUGCUAACUAAUUUAUUUACUGCCAGUUAAAAGCCACACAUCCCGCUCAGACAACCUUUGGAGAUUUUCUUUUUGUAAAGAAAAAAAUUCUGUUCUGUUUAAAAGAAUAAUUUCUCUAUAUGACAAUGCAUUUUAGCUUCAGAGAAAGGUUCAGUUUAGGCAACUGGACAUGAAGCUCUUCCAGUUGCCUAAACUGAACCUUUCACGCUAUGGAUGAAAGGCUCCAUUGUGUUAAAUACUUCUACAGCUUCUUAUCUGCUUUAACAAUAACAAAAAUUAAGAUUAGAAUUUCUUUACCGUAUGUUUCCUACCUUUAAGAGUCGGAGGUUUUCUGGCUUAAACAUAUGAUGAAAUGAUCCAUUAAGCUAUUGAAUGAUGGGAAGUUUGUAUCAACUCUUAUCUGUACUGAAAAAUACUUUCUCUCACAAUACUGUGAAUUUUACCAAACAGCAGUAAAUGUAUUUAAGCUCCUAUAACCAAAUGUGCUCACUUUUAUAAAGUGUUAUAUUAUAGUAAUAAUGUGUAUUUUACUCAGACAUUAACACAUGUACCUUUAGCAGUAUUUAGCAUUAAAUCCAAACAGGCAGUGGUUUACAUAGAAAGAUGUAUCCUAACCUAAAGGACAGGAAGUUCAGCUUAACCAGAGUGUGUUUGGGUCGCAUAAAAAACAACAGAUAGCUGACAGCUUAUAAAGCAGAGCUCUUUUUCCUGAGACGGAUCAGCUCUGCGCACAAAUUAUGAAAAGUACAGAAGGUUUGCAUUCGGACUGAUUUUAGUUGUAAGAACUUUCUUUCCAAGCAAAAUAAACUCACCAGCUUAGUUGCUUUUUUCAAUUAGGUAAACCUGAGACUUGGGACAAAUCUAUUCAAAAUAAAAUGUUUGUGUUUUGUGAAAUGUCAGUUUGUUGUUUCAUAUGGAAAUUGUAUUAAUUCCUUUUUUAUUUACCGUAUCUAUAUAUUCUGUCAUUGUUGAGUGAAUAAAUACCAACCUGUGUGAGUAUGAUGCAUAUUUGCAUGCACGUGCACUAUUACUUGCACACCUUGAGUGAUUUGCACACUUGUGUACAGAAGAACAAACAACCUUUCAGUUCGACUGUUUAUUUUACCACUAUUCAUCAAAGGGAUUUAUGAAAACCUGUGAUUGGUUGUGUGUUUUCCUCGUUUUACCUUUACAUCAGUGCUGCUGUUUACACCAAUAAAUUGCUUUCUCUUCCAUGUGUCAG
This is a messenger RNA of Cyprinodon tularosa, 6110 nucleotides long. RefSeq names its product endothelin receptor type Aa (gene ednraa). Gene Ontology annotation, biological process: vasoconstriction; regulation of blood pressure; G protein-coupled receptor signaling pathway. Gene Ontology annotation, molecular function: endothelin receptor activity. The record is from RefSeq and is a predicted model, not a curated record. Gene Ontology annotation, cellular component: membrane. Bases 283 to 1611 code for a protein of 442 amino acids. Lineage: Eukaryota; Metazoa; Chordata; Actinopteri; Cyprinodontiformes; Cyprinodontidae. The transcript is spliced from 8 exons.